This is a messenger RNA of Desarmillaria tabescens, 1110 nucleotides long. Its product is annotated as GroES-like protein. NCBI's taxonomy places the organism in Eukaryota, Fungi, Basidiomycota, Agaricomycetes, Agaricales, Physalacriaceae. Gene Ontology annotation, molecular function: L-iditol 2-dehydrogenase (NAD+) activity; zinc ion binding. Gene Ontology annotation, biological process: D-sorbitol catabolic process. The record is from RefSeq and is a predicted model, not a curated record. The transcript has 7 exons. Bases 19 to 1110 code for a protein of 363 amino acids.
CUCUCAAGUCCAAGUCCUAUGGCCCAACAUUUUUCGAACAAAGCAUGCGUCCUCGUAGGACCCGAAAUGAUCGAGUUCACGGACGUCCCGGUUCCUCCUUUAGGGCGAGAGGAUGUCCUGGUGAGGGUGGAGGCCUCAGGUAUUUGCGGGACAGACAUCACCAUCUACAAAAAUUUCGGCCUACCUCAAAAGGCGUUGACAAAACCAUUGGUGAUGGGCCACGAAGCCGCUGGGGUCGUCGCACGAGUAGGAGAGGCAGUGAUGAAUGUCGCUGUCGGCGAUCGGGUAGCUAUUGAGCCGUUCUUCUUUUGCAAGAAGUGCCACAACUGUAAGACAGGAAGAACGAAUCUGUGUAAAACGCCUAGGCAAGCAGGGUUUGGAGACGUACCAGGGCUAUUGUCGCAGUACUACGUCUGCGAUGCAGACUUUGUCGUCAAGUUUCCAGAUAGUCUUUCAUGGGAGGAAGCUGGCUGUAUCCAACCACUGGCCGUAGCAGUACAGCUUGCGAAACGAGCCAAGUUUGCCGCCGGACAGACCAUUGCUAUUUUCGGAUGCGGUCCCCUCGGUUCUCUAGUGAUGGCCGUCGCUCGCGCAUAUGGCGUAUCGAAGAUCCUCGCAUUCGGGAGGUCCCAGGAGCGCGUUGACUUCGCCAGAAAAUCAUGGGCAGACUAUGCUGCAGUGUCGCCCCCUCUUGACGAGGGACAGGACGUCACUGACUGGGCGGAGGCUUUCAAGACGACGACCAUGAACGAGGCGGGGGUCGAAUCUUGCGGUGUCGAUAUCGCGGUAGAGGCUACUUCUGCAGAGGCAUACAUGCAUGCAGGGAUGGCGUUCCUGCGCCCAGGGGGGACUUACGUCCAAGCUGGAAUUGGGCAGCCCGUCAAUUCGUUCCCUACGUUCACGAUAGUGGCUAAGGAGCUCGACGUCAUAGGGACUGUGCGGUACACGGCGGGUUGUUUUCAAACUGCUGUCGACUUGUUGGCAAGCGGGAAGAUCGACUUGAAGCCUAUGAUCACGGCAGUGUUUCCCUUGUCCAAGGUGGCGGAAGCAUUGAAGUAUGCGAUGAAAAGGGAGGGUUUGAAGGUCAUUCUUAUGAACCAGCAAAUAUAA